CUUAGUGACAGGGAUAAGCUAGCGCCAGAUUGACGCUAGGUCUAAAAACGAAAACACAAUUUCCGUUUCAGAGCAAACCCCUAGUCGGAUUGACGACAAUCAUGCUAUCGUGAAAGCAUUCAUCAUGAUGUUUAUAAUCAAAUUUUUCAACGCGAAUUCAUCUGUCUAGCCUACAAGAGCAAUAUAAGGUGAGCUGCUUUACCGCGUAUUAGAUUCAGUUACUUAUCGCCGUCAAAUUAACGACAAAUUAUGAAUAGCGAACAGAAACGAAGCAGGAUUUCAACCCAGCUACAUUGUAUAGAUGCAUAAUUUGCAUCUUAUAAACUGCCACUAAAGCAAAUCGUGAUUGAUAAGAACUCGUACUAUAAAUAAGAACGGCCGGCAACAGUGUUUUAAGUUUCUAAUGAAUAUUACGCGAACGCUUGAUAGGAUGAGAGGCAAAAAAACAUCUGGAGUGAAGUUUGUUUGCAACCGACGAAAACCAAAUCCAAAAGUUAAAGUGUAACGACACAUUCUUUGCUUCACUUAAAAAAAUUACUCUUUAUCAGUCGUGCUAAUGGUUAUUGAAUGAAUGAAACCUGCGUGACAACAUAAUUUUUGUUUCUUUUUUGGUGUACAUAUUUGGGUUCUGAUGCCACAUCAUGCUUCUUGCGAAAAUUGGACAGGAGAGACGCAAUCGCGCUUUGGAAUCCCAUUAGCUGGAGGACGGGCGUAAAUUGGUCUAGCUCGGUGCCAUUAGCGAUGCAUCGCUUAUCAGUAGACGGGCAGUAAACGAUGCUGCCAGUUGUUUAUGUACUGCGAGAAAGGUGUAUGUAGUUUAAUGGAGUACAUGCAAAAAUCAAUCUAUAUGUGAACGUGGGCGACGUCAAUAUGGGGGAUUGUAGUCGCAGCGCAUUAGUCGGUCUGUUUGUAAACAUUCCGGGAACGCUGUCGGAACUCAAUAAGAUUAUAUGAGCACAUCGACUGAGGAAAGUGAUUUGCGCCGACCAGGAAAACGAAAGCAACUCGGAGAUCAGAGAGUUACACCAGACUUGGCAACAGCCGUAUGCGGCAAAAAGCCCACAUAUUGCGUGAUCGGAGCCGGAACGGCUGGCCUGUGUGCAACCCGCCACGCCCUUCAAUCCGGCGGCGAGGUGACCGUAUUCGAAAUGGCCAAACAGCUCGGCGGUACUUGGGUGUAUAACGAACAGGUGGACAAAAACGAGUAUGGCAUCGAUGUGCACUCGAGUAUGUACAAAGGACUGCGGACUAACCUACCGAAGGAGAUCAUGGGUUAUCCGGAUUUCCCGAUUCCGGAACAGGACAGUAGCUAUAUACCGGCGGAGGAUAUGCUUGCCUUCUUUCAGCUGUUUUCCGACAGUUUCGGGAUAACGGAAAACAUCAAGUUCAACCACUAUGUGAUACGAGUUAAACCAACUAAGGAUGAGAAGCAGUGGGAGGUAAUUGUUCGCGAUUGUCCCAACGAUAAGCUGGAUACGUACUAUUUUGACUUCGUGUUAAUAUGCAAUGGUCACUACCAUACGCCAAAGUUACCGAACUAUCCGGGAACGAACAUAUACAAAGGAAAACAAAUGCACAGUCACGAUUAUCGAUGCAAUGAUCCAUUUGUGGGUGAUACCGUUCUGGUAAUCGGUGCUGGUCCAUCUGGGAUGGAUCUUGCCCAUGAGAUAUCGAAGAAAGCAGACCGCGUCACAUUGAGUCACCAUCUCAAGGAUAAACCUCAAACGGUUUUCUCAGACAAUGUAACACCAAAACCGGACGUUGUUCGGCUGACAGAAACGGGUGCCGUUUUUGAGGAUGGAACCUCGCAGGAUUUUAGUGUCAUCUGCUACAGUACCGGUUAUAGGUACACGUUUCCCUUCCUAAGUUGCGACUGUGGAAUCAUCGUAGAAGAUAACUACGUCCAGAAGUUGUAUAAACAUUGCAUCAACAUCCGCUAUCCGUCGAUGGCGUUCAUCGGUUUGCCCUACUACGUUUGCGCUGCUCAGAUGAUGGAUCUGCAGGCAAGGUUUUGUAUCAAGUUUUUCAGCGGUGCCAAACAGUUGCCUUCGAGGCAGGAAAUGGAAGAGGAUACCAGUGCGGAAAUGGAGGAACGCUGGCGCCGAGGUUUGAAGAAGAGACAGGCCCACAUGAUGGGACCCCAGGAGGAUCGGUACUAUGACGAUUUGGCUACGACGGCGGAGGUGGAUCCCAUCAAGCCGGUUGUGAAGAAACUGCAUAAGCUGUGCGCAUUUAGGUUCAGUGAAGAUUUGGUUAACUUCCGGAAUGACAAGUUCCGAAUUGUGGACGAUGAGACGUAUGUUAAGAUUUGUUAGAUAAGGGUAAGGUAGUUAUGGGUUAUUCACUAUUUAUAUUAAACACUUAAAUAAAAAUAUUGAUCUAAA
Topomyia yanbarensis is the source of this 2384-nucleotide messenger RNA. RefSeq names its product senecionine N-oxygenase-like. The record is from RefSeq and is a predicted model, not a curated record. Gene Ontology annotation, molecular function: N,N-dimethylaniline monooxygenase activity; NADP binding; flavin adenine dinucleotide binding. The transcript is spliced from 3 exons. Lineage: Eukaryota; Metazoa; Arthropoda; Insecta; Diptera; Culicidae. Bases 951 to 2315 code for a protein of 454 amino acids.